AUGGAUAACUCAUCAAAGAUCACUUUCUUCAUUUUGACUGUGUAUGAGGAUGUAGGUAACAUUAAGUAUUUUUAUUUCAGCAUUUUGCUUGUUUUGAAAUUUUCAAUUUAUAUGACAAACUCAUUGCUUAUUGUAGUAAUCUUUACAAACCAGCGUCUGCAUGAACCAAUGUAUGUGUUUCUGUGUAAUUUAUUUGUGAAUGAAUUGUAUGGAAGCACUGCAUUACUUCCCGCACUGUUACUUAAUCUUUUGUCAGAUACUCAUGAAGUCUCCAGUGCUUGCUGUUUUUUGCAGAUAUUUUGCUUGUACACAUAUGCAUCUGUAGAAUUUUGUAAUUUAGCUGCUAUGGCUUAUGACAGGUAUUUGUCCAUCUGUUAUCCACUACAUUACAGAAAUAUAAUGACUGCUUGCAAAGUUUACACAUUAAUUGUGUUCAUCUGGGUUUAUUCGUUUGUCAAAUUUUCAAUUACUCUGUCAUUAAAUUUACAGUUGCCGUUGUGUGGAAAUACCAUACACAAAGUGGGUUGUGACAACUUUUCUUUGAUCAGACUUGCCUGUACAGACACUACUCUGAACAAUAUUUAUGGGCUUUGCAGCACAGUUGUGACCAUCGCUGUCCCAUUGACUCCUAUUUUAUAUUCAUAUGCAAAAAUUAUCAGAAUCUGUUAUAAUUCUUCCAAAGAAGCUCAGAGGAAAGCUUUAAACACCUGUACUCCCCACUUAAUAUCACUUAUGAACUUUUCAAUCGGCAGUUUCUUUGAAGUUGUCCAAAACCGAUUUGAUUUGACUUAUGUUCCCUCAGUCAUACGCAUAACAUUAUCAGUAUACUUUUUGCUAUGUCCUCCACUGUUUAAUCCAAUAAUGUAUGGAAUAAAGAUAACAAAAAUAAGGCAAGCUGUUCAAAAAUGGUUCUCUGCUAAAAGCAUUGUUCCACAGCUAGAAUACAGUAAAUAA
Molecule: messenger RNA, 954 nt
Organism: Megalops cyprinoides (Indo-Pacific tarpon)
Lineage: Eukaryota; Metazoa; Chordata; Actinopteri; Elopiformes; Megalopidae
Product: olfactory receptor 142-like
Exons: 1
Coding region: 1-954 (317 amino acids)
Biological process (GO): G protein-coupled receptor signaling pathway
Cellular component (GO): membrane
Molecular function (GO): olfactory receptor activity; G protein-coupled receptor activity
Source: RefSeq, a predicted model, not a curated record